Candida tropicalis MYA-3404 is the source of this 1920-nucleotide messenger RNA. Its product is annotated as polynucleotide 5'-hydroxyl-kinase. The record is from RefSeq and is a predicted model, not a curated record. Gene Ontology annotation, molecular function: polynucleotide 5'-hydroxyl-kinase activity. Gene Ontology annotation, biological process: cleavage in ITS2 between 5.8S rRNA and LSU-rRNA of tricistronic rRNA transcript (SSU-rRNA, 5.8S rRNA, LSU-rRNA). Gene Ontology annotation, cellular component: nucleus. Bases 1 to 1920 code for a protein of 639 amino acids. Lineage: Eukaryota; Fungi; Ascomycota; Pichiomycetes; Serinales; Debaryomycetaceae. The transcript has a single exon.
AUGAGUGCAUUUGCUGCCCUUAAAGGAAAUUCAAAUGGUGGAUCUAUAUUUAGUACUUUAAAUAAUAGUGAAGAAGAACAAGAAGAUGAUGAAGGAUUAAUUCAAUAUCAAGCAAAUUCAUCCGAUGAGGAAAUCAAUGAUGAUGAAGAUAAAGAAGAUUCCCCAGAUUAUGGAUUACUACUACCUGUUCAACAAAAAGAAACCAGUACGUCUUCGACUCCAAUUGUACAAACUGCUAGAAUUACAAUAUCAAAUUUUAUACCAACUCAAGAAAAUCUUCAAUUUAAUGAAAAUUCGGUAAUUGUAACAUUAAAUGAUCCCUUAGAAUAUUUACUUAUAUCUGGACAAUGUAAAAUUAAAAUACUUCUGGGUGAAAUUAAAUUAAAUAAUUGUCACGUUUUAAAAGCAGGAGACGUGAGUUAUGAUUUAAUUGGAUUACAAUCACAGUCUUUACCAAUCAUUGCGUAUCAUAAUCAACAAUCCACAUUUGAAUUAAUCAAUUUAUAUAAUGGAUUAGAGAAUAUUGGAAAAGUGUGUAAACCAUUGAAAAAUAUUGUCAAACAUGAAGAAAAUCAAGAUCAAUCAUUCAAGAAUUAUUCAUUUGAAAUUGUGUUUAAUGAUAAUAAUGGAGUAUGUGGAUUGGAUAUAAAUCCUACUUGGAUAGAUGAAUUAAAUUCAUUAAAAGAAUGUUAUCAACCUUUGAAAAUAAUGAUUAUUGGAAAUAAAAAUACUGGGAAAUCCACAUUUUGUAAAACUUUACUUAAUGAAUUACUUCUUGAAGUACCACAAUCUCGUGUUGAUUAUCUUGAUUUGGAUCCAGGACAAUCUGAAUAUUCACAUCCUUAUACAUUAUCCCUUUCUAAAAUAAAUCAACUUCAAUUUGGUUUUAAUAGUUCAAGUACUAAUAUAGGGAAAGAUAAAAAAUAUGAUCAUUAUUUUGGGUUUACAAGUUCAAUUCAUUCACCAACUAGAUAUAUGAAAAUAAUCGAAGAUUUAUAUUCAAAAUAUGAUGGGAAAAAUCACUUAAUUAUAAAUACUCCAGGAUAUAUAAAAGGGUUUGGGAAAGAAUUAUUAAAUGAAAUUACUAAAUUGAUUCAACCUGAUAAAUUAAUUAUUCUUUCAAAUAAUUUAAAUAUUGAAUAUCCUGAUAAUGUUUACUUAUUACAAGACUUACAGUACUACGAUGUUAAAAUACUACCAGGGAUUUAUCAACUUUCAAAAUAUUCAGCACCAGAAAUUAGAUCAAUUAAUAAGUUGUUAUAUUUCCAUGCAUCACCACAAGCCCAAGGAAUGUUUGAUUUUUCAAAACGAUUAUUAGAUGCAUCACCAUUGAAGUUGUCUUAUAAUUGUCCAUCACAAUCGUCUAGUACAACCGGAAUUGUGAGUUCAGUAACUGUGUUAAACUUUGACAUACCAAAAGAUUUUGAUAUUUGUUCAUUAAUGGAAGUAUCUAUCUGUGGUGUUUAUCUAACAAAACAAUCCUUGGUCACUCCCCAAUCACCAACAAAUCCAAAUCAUCCAUAUUUCUUAAAUCAAAAAGAUUUUGAUAAAGUUUUCACAGUUGAUUCAGAAUUUGGUGGAUUGGUAAUUAUUCAUAGUAUAAAUCCACAAUCUCACUACAUGAAUAUUUAUGCUCCUGAUUCAGUAGUUCAAAAACUCCAAAAGGGAAUCAAACAAGGUUAUAGUAUCAUGAUAGUCCGAGGAGAUGGAGAAGUACCAAGUUGUGAAGUAUUACAUCCUAAAUUAGUUAAUCUUAAAAUAGAUUCAGUGAAACAAAAGAGAAGAAACAAAGAAGGUUUGAAAACCAAUGAUUUCAAUUUUCCAUAUGUUAAUUUUGAAGAGAAACGAAUGAAAAUUGGCGGGAUUUGGAAAGUAAGAAAGAAUAUCAUGAGAAGAAGUCAUAAUCAUCAAAGAGAUUAA